Molecule: messenger RNA, 2436 nt
Organism: Lachancea meyersii CBS 8951
Lineage: Eukaryota; Fungi; Ascomycota; Saccharomycetes; Saccharomycetales; Saccharomycetaceae
Source: the annotation of a GenBank genome assembly
AUGCCCGGGAUCCCUCAGAUUAACAUCCUGAGUUCCAACUACUCUCGAUACGGGACAUCAAUUUACCAGACUCUUUACAGCAACAGCGAAGAAAGUUGUAGUACCUCUUCAGCCCGUGGCGCAGCGAAUGUGUCAAACAAGGACGGGAAUAGUGGAAAUGAUGGGGGAACUGAUUUUGACAAUACCAAUACCAAAUCCAAACUCAAGCGCAAGUACAAGUCGCUACUGCAGAAUUACGGAGGAAACUCCUCGUCUCGGGCGAAGAAAUUCAUAGGCAAAUUCCACGACCACAGCCCAAGUGACUCGUUUUCGCUCUUUUCACUCCGAAGCUCGUAUUCGAACCGCAAUUUGCCCACGUCGCACUCCAGAACCGCAAUCUCGUCUGCAGGCGCACAGCAUGAAGUUAUAUCUGAGUAUUAUCGUCCUUACGAUGAUAUCAAUAGUCUCCCGGUGGAGAUUUUAGGCGCAGUCAUCGAACAGUUCACGCCAGGUGCGUGUUUCGAAGAUUCCAGAACGCUGGUACGAUGCCUGUAUAUCAACAAGAAAUUCUACGCAGCCACGAAGCCUGAGCUUUACAAGUCCCCCGCAUUUACAUCAACAUAUCGUGUCGCGCAGUUUGUCACUUCAAUUAGGAUACACCCCGAGAAUGGCUUGCACGUACGGCAUUUGAACUUGUCAACGCUAAAAAAUGGCAUUAUAGAAGGACACAGGUGCCACGCAGAGCAUAGGUGUGGUUUUGAACAGGAGCGAAUUUCUGCGCGCAGGAGAACCUCCGCCCGUGACGUGUUGGAGGAGGCUGAUGAAGAUCAAUCAAGCGACACAGAAGCUGGUGGAGCGACUAUAGAGAGGUCUGAAUCACCCAUAGACGAGGAUCUUCCAGAUAUCGCCCUGGCUGGCUGGCGGGACUGGAGAUAUAGGUUUGACCCGCUUUAUGGAAAUCAGAUGUUGAGUUGCCACAACGUGUUGCGGAAAGUGUCGUCAAGGCCCUCUUCCAUUCAUUCAACGGGGACAAACAGCACAAGCACCGCGUCCGGGGGGCGUAGAUCGCAUCGGUCAAACAGUUCUGUGACAUCCUUCACAACCAGCAUUAUAUCCCCAUUUUACAAUUCCCCUUCGCUGUCAUCCCUUAGCCUUAUCCCUUCAUAUGAUAGCAGUAGUGGUAAGAAAUCCGGAAGGUGGUUCAAUAAACUGUUUAGCACGAGGAAAACUCCCAAACAGCAGUACGAAAAGUACGUGGAGACCAAUUUCAAGAAUCGGAAGAACAUCGAUGAAUUGUGCAACGACGCGGUACGGGAUAAUACAAACAGGGCUGCAGUAAAGUUCUCGGUGGAAACGAAUCUCAAAGACCAGCCUUUUCAUGACCGACACCCAAUGACGAACAAAUUUCUUCUGAAAUAUGCCUUGUCGAAAGAUGUCCCUCUUGGCUAUUUGUUCCACGUUGUUAACCACUGUCCAAACAUCAUUACUUUGAACCUGGCCGACCUGAACAUCUCGACAGACUUCAAAUUGCAUGCCAGAACUAGUCAGAAGUGGAAUCAUGCAACAUCUCUAUUACCUGACAUGCAUGCUCCGGUGAGCGAAGACGAUGCCUUGUGGGGUAGAAAUUUGGAGCCUCUGUAUUUCACUGACUCAGCCAAGGGACAUGGAUACUACGCGAAUCCCGGUGGUUUAAUGUCCAAAAAAUUGGAGGACCUGCAUUUCGUGUCGCCGUACGCCAUGGUGGGCGAGUCCUGGAUAUCAUCGCACUAUCCACCACCCAUUGAUGAGCGAACAAAAAUAAGAGGUCAGAGGAGUCGCAGCCAAAAGCAGCACGACUAUACUCUCACAAAAGUCGAGGUCCGUGACUUAUUCCAAUUGAUGUAUGAUAAACUAGGUAGCCUGAGCACGUUGCAUAUGGACAACGUGGUGUGGUGCAACCAGUCCGACGUCAAGGAGUUUGUGUUUUCUUCGCUCGACCGCAAUCCACUGCUGGAGGUUUUUUUCUCACAUGCUGGAAUGGGGCGAAACCUCUCAUGGGCAUCUAGCGGCCAUGUAUGUCAGUUCGUUGCCACUCUAUUACUGGGAGAGGUUUUAGAUCACGACGACUUGUAUGUGGAAGAUCUUUUCAAUGUGCGCACCGAACGCUACAACUGCGACGCCGACCACGACUGCAUGAUACUGGGACGCUCCAAUAGUGUUCGAGUGUGCACUUACAGCCACAAGACCAUCACUUGUAGACUGCAGGUGCGGCGAGGCUCGCAUUUUACACUUGAAACCAGUAUCGACUCCGAUAGCACCGUGUUGUGCGAAUUUUCACUGGGACCCGAGCGCCAGGCGAACGAUGAGGGCCUAGCACGAGUUGAAGAGUUGGCACACCAGCUUGUAGGACGGCUGGAAAGUCUGCGCACGGCAGAACUCCGCCGGCAUAUUGGCGAAAACCAGUACACGAUGCAUUAA